Molecule: messenger RNA, 1740 nt
Organism: Phyllostomus hastatus (greater spear-nosed bat)
Lineage: Eukaryota; Metazoa; Chordata; Mammalia; Chiroptera; Phyllostomidae
Gene: CBLN4
Product: cerebellin 4 precursor
Exons: 3
Coding region: 1-606 (201 amino acids)
Molecular function (GO): protein binding
Source: RefSeq, a predicted model, not a curated record
AUGGGCUCCGGGCGCCGGGCGCUGUCCGUGGUACCAGCGGUGCUGCUGGCCCUCACCCUGCCCGCGCUGCGCGUCGGGGCGCAGAACGACACGGAGCCCAUCGUGCUGGAGGGCAAAUGUCUGGUGGUGUGCGACUCGAACCCGGCCACGGACUCCAAGGGCUCCUCUUCGUCCCCUCUGGGGAUCUCGGUCCGGGCGGCCAACUCCAAGGUGGCCUUCUCGGCGGUGCGGAGCACCAACCACGAGCCUUCCGAGAUGAGCAACAAGACGCGCAUCAUUUACUUCGAUCAGAUCCUAGUAAAUGUGGGUAAUUUUUUCACCCUGGAGUCUGUCUUUGUGGCCCCAAGAAAAGGAAUUUACAGCUUCAGUUUCCACGUAAUUAAAGUCUACCAGAGUCAGACAAUCCAGGUUAACCUGAUGUUGAAUGGAAAGCCGGUCAUAUCUGCCUUCGCUGGGGACAAAGACGUUACCCGUGAGGCUGCCACUAACGGAGUCUUACUCUACCUGGAUAAGGAGGAUAAGGUUUACCUAAAACUGGAGAAAGGUAACCUGGUCGGAGGCUGGCAGUACUCCACGUUCUCCGGCUUCCUGGUGUUCCCCCUCUAGAGUUCGAGUUCCCCGUGGCGUUUGCCCAGGGGGGGCACUGCCCACCCCUGCGUUGUUGGAAGACCACCUUCUCAUCCUCGGAUCGAUGUCUUUUAUUGGUUUCCCAUGGGUCAGUAUGGAUUCUCCUUCAGGAUUCUAGGCCCGUCUGAGCCAAUCUGGCUUCACGGAUUAUUUGUGUGUGUGUGUGUGUGCGCGUGUGCAUUCUGUGUGUCGCACCAGGACUCACGGCAGACGACACCCAAGCUGUGCGUCCCCGUAACCGUUAAGUGCUGUCUGCGUGGGCUUAUCUUGAAUUUAAUUUCCUGGAAUGACUGAAUUCGUGACAGACGUGGAGUUUUGUUCAUUUAUCUUUAAGAGACUGGCCACCGGGUCUAAGAACCAGAAAACUCGAGAGUUCUGACUUCAAUCAACGGUUAGUGCGGUAGUGCCAAAGAACUGUAUCCCGCGUUGGUACAGCGAUCACACCUGCUUUCGUUCCUCCGGGGACUGGUUCGUUUUGUUCUGUUUAGGUACCUGGGACUUGUUUUUCUAGUGACUGGCUUUGUGUGUGUGUGCUCUACCGAUAGGGUAACGAAUGGCCCCUCCGAAAUUUACCCUUGCUUUGAGACCGCCCACAUGACUUCCCUGAAAAAAAAAAAAAGAGAAUGCUUCAUAGUUUUAUUUUACUUAUAUAUGUGAAAGAGUCAUAUUUUCCAAAUUAUAUUUUCUAAUAGGAAGAAUAGAUCCUAAGUCGGACAAGGAGAAAGUCGCUUGUCCGAGUUCUACCUGCUCAGUCCCCAAACGCCCACCAAGCCGCCCUCCUCCCCGGGAAAUCUGAAACUCUGUUGCUAAAUUUUAAUGACCGCGAUUGGUAUUACACCUUAUUAAGAACCUAAGGGGUAUUUUCCCCUUAGGCAUGACAAUGUUAUCAGCUGGAGAUGGGAUGCCUCUCUUUUUGAUUACACCCAUGUUUCAACCCUCCUGUUGUGUUCGAAGUUAUCAUCUGGUUUUGCCUUAAUCCUUGAAUUGUAUAUAUUUAUCUGUUUAGCUGAGAUGAAAUCCAAAUGUCCCAUAUCUAAACUUAGUGCAAUAUCUUAUUUUGUCUUUUGUACAGAUCAUAUGAAUUCAUAAAAUUAUUUAUGUCUCUGUUAUAGA